AUGCUGUGGAGUGGAGAAUGGAUUCGAGUCAGAGUGCACCAGAUGGAACCCGAUCUUGUAGAUGUGGGCGCCACCUUGGAAGAAGCUUUACAAUUAAAAAGGGAACACGACGAAUUAAUCAUCAAAUUAAAGUCAAAAGAAGGAGAAGUACAACAACUUCUCCAGAGAGCUGACACAUAUGUUGACGAAAACCGGUCUCAAUCAGAUGUACACGCUGCCAUGGCAGUGACCCUGAACGAGGCAUGGAAAGCUCUCAAUGAGAAACUAGACUUACGAGGUCAGAUGUUAGAACAAAGCAUUUCAUUCCACAACAGCGUACAAGAUUUAAAUAAGAAAAUGGAACAAGCACAAAAUAAAAUCUCUAAUGUACCUCUUGCAUCCAACGUGGAAUUAGCCAGGAGCUUAUUACAACAACAUAACGACAUCAAAUCUGACAUUCUAGAAUCAUCCAAAGUCACAUUAGACAUGGGUCAUGCUUUAUUACAACACAUCAAAGAAAUGGGUGUGCAUGCAGAUAUUCAAAAUAAACAUGCAACGACAGCAGCCUGCUACGGAAUAGAACAUCUACUCGAGUUGCUACAUGAUCGACGACGCCACCUAGAGGAACUCUGGGAAUUAAGACGUCAAAAACUGGAACAAUGUCUUCAACUCUGUCAGUUAGACCAAGAGGUUCACAAGAUAUUGGAAUGGUUCCGAACAACUGGAGCCGAAUAUUUAAAUCGAUCACAACUCGGGAACUCGUAUUCGGCAGCUUUGAGAUUACAAGAAGAACAUAAUAAAUUUGAGACCCAAGCAAGAGACAUCCAAGAGACUGUAUUGCAACUUAUUCGUACAGCUGACCAACUUCUGCGUCGGACAAACCUUGAUGCGGAGGGUGUGAGACAGCGGUUGCUAACGGUCGAUAACGAAUGUGAGAACUUCAUGAACCAACUUGACAACAGAAGGAGAAACAUCACAAUGUCUGUCUCCUUCUUUAAUUUACAAGAAACGGCUCUAACAAAACUGGAACAGAUAGAAGUCCAACUUAACAGCACGGACUUGCCAAGAAAUAGCACCGAACUUGCUGAGCGACAUGCCCAAUUGUCUAACGCCAUUGUAGAAUGUUCUACGCCGGCUCUACGCGAGGGUCGACUCCUAUUGGAGAGGGUCAAUAGGGGAGACUCUGGAGCCGAUGACGUCAGACAAAAGAUGGAUGAGCUUCAAGUUCGUUGUGCCCACCUUGAGUCACUGUGUAAGGCAAGAAGGGCGCAGGCGUGGGAACGUAGUCAGACUUAUUUACAGUUCCAGGAGAAAUACAACAGUGCCAUUGAUUGGAUAGAAGAAUUGUGUACUGUCAUGGUAACGGAACAUAAUGAUUUGGGUAAAAAUCAACCAGAGUCAGAAUCUCUUCAAGAUCAACACAGAAAGUUCGAAUCUACUGCAGCUGGAACAUAUGAAUAUGGUAAACAGUUGUUACAAGGGGCGUUAGUUUUACGUCGUUCAUUACGAUACGAGUUGGAACCUAAUAAUGAGAGAGUCUACAGACUGGAAGAGGCGUGGAAGAAAUUUACACAAGGAACAAGUGAAAGAACCAACAGACUGACUGUAGCUUCUAUGUUUAUGACAGCUUCUGAUAAGGUGAAUGAUAGAAUAGAACAGAUAUUGGUAGUUAUUAGUCAGGCGUUAGAUAAUCAGAUUACUGUAGACGAGGUUCUCACUCAAUAUCAGAUACCUAAAGAUAAACUUCAAACCUGGUUAACACAGAUUUGUAUGGCUACGUUAAAACGUCAUGGCAACAUGGGAAACGACCUGAACAGUGCCAAGGAUUUUCUUGAAAUCCACGAACAAAUAGAUGAAGACAUCAGAGACAAGAAUGCGGAUAUGGAAGCCUUAUCAGCUGCAGUCGUCAACUUGGUCAAGUCAGGGGACCAAGAGGCACAAGCUGCUGCCGAAAAGGUUGAUGCCCUCCACAAACAGAUUACUCGUAUCAGACGUAUGGUGGAAAUUCGCAUUCAAUUGGCCCUAUUGUAUGUCUCAUUCUACAGGCUCGGCCACCAGUUGAAACACAACUUGGAUGGCCUUGAGCACAUUAUGCGCUCCGAAACGGAGGAUCUACAGGAUUUGACGGAAACCGCCGUCUCCCAAAUGCAGGAAUUGUUUAGUAAAACUGCUAAUAUCCAUUCUCAAUUUGAAGAGAAAGGAAAAACUUUCUUAAACAAUUCCUCAACACUUUCAGAAGACUCCUCUAUGGAGAUCCGUCAACCAACUUUACUGGUUGAACAGUAUUUAAGUGAAAUGCGUGAACAGAUGAACACGCUAUCAGUCCAUUAUGAAUCGUGGACACAGAAAAUUUCUUCCAGUAAACAAUUUAAAUCUCAGUGGCAUCAAUUUAUACAAGACGCUCGUAGGAUUGUUGUAAAUGAGAAUGGUAUCCACUCGUUAAUUAUAAAGUUUGUAUCGAGACGAGAUGCCGGGACCUAUAAUUGUCUAGCUCUGAAUAAAGCUGGUGAAGAUAGAUUUACUAUUACUCUUAACGUCACACCGAAAGAAGAGAAACAACCCCCCAGAUUUAUUGAAAGGGUCCAGAAUUUCACUGUAAAAGAGGGUAACCCUGUAACUCUGUCCUGUCAUGCUGUUGGCAUGCCAACUCCUUUGAUGUCAUGGCAGAAAGACGGACACCACGUCACUCCAACACAUGACAUGAGAGUGAAUACAGAGGGUGGAAGAUCAGCUCUGUAUAUUGAAGAUACUAAACUAUCAGAUGCUGCUUGGUACCAGUGUACAGCUGCUAAUACUUCUGGUAGUGCUACAACUAGAGCUAAACUUGUUGUUCAAGAAUAUAUGUGUCACGCUGCCAAUCCUGGUGGAGAAUGUAAUACUAAAGCUGAAAUACUUCCAGAGGUUCGUAAAGUUCAAGAUGAACCAUUAGUGUCAGAUUUAUCUCCAGUACAAGAGAUACUGGCUCGAGCUCAAGCUCCCAAGAAACCAGAGAAAGAAUUUUACCGAACACCAACAGAGAAGUUGAUUGACAGACGAUCAGAAGAGAGAAUGUUAGCACAACCUGAUGAACCAUUGUCUGCUGGCGUCAGCGACUCUGAAUUUACCGUGUCUGGGUUUGAGAGAAAAUUAAUGGAAGAGAUAAAUUAUCGUGAUGGGAAGAUUAAGAUGAUGAGUGAAACAGAAACAGAAUACGAUUCUGAACAACCUGAAGAAAGAGUCAUCAACACCCAGCCUCCAGAAAUAUUACAACAGUUAAACGAUACACAACUUAUUGAAGGUGGCGACGCCACAUUUGUCUGUAAAAUUGUGGGAAAACCACGACCAAAGAUUGCUUGGUAUAGAAAUGGAAAACGUAUCAAGAAAUCUAAUCGUUAUGAUAUAACGUACGGACAAGAUAAUAUGAGUGUAUUGAAGAUUCGAGUCACUCUACCAGAAGAUACUGGAUAUUACACAGUCCUAGCUGUUAACUCGGUCGGUAAAGCCACCACCUCUGCCCAACUUUACGUUGAUAAACUCGGCAACAUUGAUGCUACUUCUUUCAUGGAACCUGAGAGCCUGAAAAAGAUGCUUAAGAGGUAUGAUAAAAAGGCAAAGUUACUGUCAAUCUAUCAUUUCUCGCUGGAUUUAUAA
Messenger RNA from Lottia gigantea (owl limpet), 3609 nucleotides. RefSeq lists its product as hypothetical. The transcript has 23 exons. The record is from RefSeq and is a predicted model, not a curated record. NCBI's taxonomy places the organism in Eukaryota, Metazoa, Mollusca, Gastropoda, Lottiidae. Gene Ontology annotation, molecular function: protein binding. Bases 1 to 3609 code for a protein of 1202 amino acids.